CCAAUGUAGAAUCUGGACUCGGCCAGCCUCUGCCGCUUGCGUGCUCAAAGGUUCGCCCCAGGUAUUAAUUUGGAGCAUUGCAUGAUGGCUGAAGGCCGAGAUUGAGGGAUGCACAACAGCACAACAGCACAACGGCUUCAACUUGCAAGUUUCAAAGCGCAGGGUGCACCUUGGGAUGGCGUAAAGUUGCAGCUUGCAAGAGGCAUUGCUUGGUCCUUUUGGAGCUCCUCUGGAUGUUAGGGGCAGCUAAGAACAAGGAGCUACAGAGAGCAGAAAAGCAGCAGGAGGGCUGAGUUACAUGCAGUGCCUAUAACGGUUGUACGCAACAUUCAGACCAAAACAGGCUGGACACGUUGCUGUAGGCAGGGGUUUGGUUCGGGGAACAAUCGUGAAUCAUUCUGGAGGAGGUCACAUUUUGCAUAGCGUGGGGAAGCAGAUAUAGGUUUAUUGUAUCGUCAAAGUUCUUCCAAUUUCCAUUCUUCACCCCACAAUUCAAGUACAGAGUCUGCUUUUCAACUAGUGCACAAGGGAUUCUUAAGCAGCAACCAAGUGCUACACAAGACGAAAGCUGCCGUAAAUACCUUCGCCAAACCGUUCUGGAACACUCAGGUUGCACAUUGCAAGCCAGGGCUGCACUCUAAAGCUCAAAGUCCAGGGGCAACCAAGUGAUUGGGAGGUGACAGCAUAGAAGCGCAUGAUGGACACUGACGGGCCUCCCAAGAGGGUGGUUCUGGCCCUGAGGGACACCAGUCAAGUCGAGAGUAGGGCGGCCCUUCAUUGGGCCCUCAAUACUUUGCCCGUACGCCCGGGCGUGGACUACGUGUUGCUCUUCCACGUGGUCAAGUGCAUGAGGAUCAUUUCUGAUGGAAGACUGGGCCUUCCCUACGCCGCAGCCGGCCCGCACCUGCGGUCGAGCAUCCGCCAGCUGGCGAUGGUGGAAGGCGCGCGGGAGAUGCACCACUACGUCCAAGUGUGCGCUCACAAAUAUGUGCUGGCAGACGUUCAGCUGAGCUUUGGAGACCGGCUGCCGUCGAUCGUACAAGCAGUAGAGGACUGCCAAGCGACGCACCUCAUCAUGGGCACACGCAAGACUCGGGGCCACCUGAAACAUCUCUGGAAGGGCACCCUCACCGACCGCGUCGCCAAGGCUGUCCGCUGUUCUGUGUUCCUGGUCAACCGACGGGCGCAGUUGGAGACGACGCACGUGUACAACGGAGAGAGGGGCCUCGUGGGCACGCACUUGGACGGGUCGAUGAUUGUGCCCCCAGAAGCGAGCCCAAGGUGCCGUCUCAUGAUCACAAGGUCGCGCGAUGGGCCCACGUGGCAGCACCCCGGCGAUGAGCUGUCCCCAGAAGCGAUCACCGCCCGGGAGGACGCCGCUGCAAGGAUCCAGUCCGAGGUGGACACCUGGAGGCGCAAGUGGGCGGCCACUCACAGUCUGCCACCUGGCAGCGCAGGGAGCAAAACUGGGGCGGUGGAUGGGUCUAGAGAGCAUGGCACAGACUGCGACAACGGGCAAACAGUUGAAGAGGAAACGCGUACAGCUGUUGCAAGCGAUGGAACAGCUGGCAGUGGUGGGCCGACAGCUGGCGGCGGUAGUUUGACAGCUGGCGAAGCACAAGACCCGGGUCGGGCGAUCCAGGCUGAGGGAUCACUGGGGGGCAGUCAGAGAUUUUGGGACGAUGGGCUGGAAAGCGACGUGGAGGACGAGGAAGGCGUGCCAUCGCUGUUCGUUUGCUGCAUCAGCCAGGACAUCAUGUCCGACCCGGUGAUUGCGGCGGAUGGCAACACCUACGAGCGAACCCAAAUUACGCAGUGGCUCAGGAGGAAAGCGACGUCACCUUUAACGAAUCUGCCACUGUCUGAUCGAGGCCUGAUUCCUAACAUUAGCCUCAAAGAGGCCAUCAAGCAGUGGACGGAACACCGGCAGAGGUGCUUGCCUAGGGCUGGGGGAUAAUGUUGCGCUUUGCACCUUGGUGGGAAGUGGUGUUGGUGCAAGUGUUUUGUAUGUGCUGAUCAGCACGCUUGUAAAUACCUAGUACAUUUGAGACCAAACGGCCUCACCUACGAUAGUUCCUAGGACGCCAACAGAGUGAGUUGCUGCCGGUUUUGCUCGUAAUGAGUAGAACGAGUGGGAUUGCGGUUUGCUUGUUGUCACAGCCCUACUGAGAAGUACCGCUGCCUGUUGAAUAAUCAUUGAGGCAACAAGUUAGUGCAUACAACGCUACAAGAUUUCAGUAGGUGUUUUUAGCUCGAUCAAUCCAGGGAUCAUGUCUCUUCACGGAAGACUACGCUGCCUAUAUUUGCUCCUUGUCAGACUGAGAAUUUGAGUAAUCAGGCGCUUACAGAAUUGUAUACUGUUCGAGUCCAUAUCGUCCAAUGCAGUGCAUUGGAUAUGUUUCCCUAGCUGUAAAUCUGCAGAUUUGCGAGACUCUUUCUUGGGCUGAGGUGUCACAGCGAC
Klebsormidium nitens is the source of this 2461-nucleotide messenger RNA. The record is from the annotation of a GenBank genome assembly. NCBI's taxonomy places the organism in Eukaryota, Viridiplantae, Streptophyta, Klebsormidiophyceae, Klebsormidiales, Klebsormidiaceae.